GUGUAAUUGACAAUAAACAUGUUGAAUAGCUUUCGAAGCCUUGCGGCACACGUCGUGGGGCACCUCGCUCAUUGAAAUCGUUCACUGAGGUACUUGGACCGGGGCGACAGUAUUCGCUGUCGUGAUUGAAUGCGAUUUCGCUACCGUGUUCCACCUCAGUGGAGUUCCCUAACCUCAUUUCAUUGAUGGUGAAUGACUCAAUUAAAAGUCGAGUGGAAAAUGUCCCCGAACCAACACCCAUACAGAACAACUAGAUCAGAGGCGUAUCAGGGGUUGAUUCAUUGUUUUCUUGAUAUCAUUGGAUAUCAUUUCGUGAAUGUACGAGUUGCGCGACAUUUCUUCUGCUAGCAGGCUAGCAGUCUCGAACGGCUUGCCUGUCGAUACAUCGACGCUACUAGAAAAAAAACUAGAAACGAUACAUAUCGCUUUGACGGUGUUCGAGUUCGAGCUACAGCAGAACACCUAACCAAGUUCCCACAGAAGUCGGUCAAAACUCCAACAUUUUGUUCAUGUGCUGCUAAUGCUGUUUAUGUUUUGAAUCCAACGUGAUUCCUUUGGGUUGAGGAUAUACUUUCAACUCUCUCAAACGCAUAAUGAUGCUCCGGGUUUUGCCGGACCUUUGCCACAAGAGCGCUGCAAGAGCUCAAAAAGCUGUCCGUCGCUGUUUCUCAAAAAGUUCUUCGACUUAUAAAGACAAUGACAAAAUCAAUGAGGAUGUCAGUCUGCCUGGCAGCGAUGGUGAAAGUGGCUGCGCACCACAAAAGAAAUUUCAAUAUCCCAACAUAUCUGUUAAGCCUAAGUUGAUAAAUUUCCCUUAUGACAUGGAGGAAGAUCCUAUUAAGCGAACAGGCCAAGCCUUAAUGUUUGACUACAAAGUUGCGAAGGCCAAAUUGCAAGGGAAACCACCGCCGCCCACCCCUAGGGAGUCUGAUAUUCUGAUAGUUGGUGGUGGUGUUGUUGGGAGUUCAAUUGCACACCAUCUUCUGGAGCGUUGUGGCCCUGGACUCCAAGUUUCCAUUCUUGAAAUGGACUCUCCGAACUUAUCAACAUCUCUUCAAGUUGGGCGUAAUGACUUGUACCAACAAGUCAGUUUAAAGCCUAAUGUUGAAAUGGCGCUUUAUGCUUCAGAGUAUUAUCGCAAAUUGUGUAAGCAUCAUAAUCCAGACUUACCUGAGAUGUCUAUAGAUUUCCAACCCAAUAGCUCUCUUUACCUCGCUCCUGAGGAAGGUGUCGAAGAGUUGGAGGGCCGUGCUGAAAUGUACAGAGAAUUGGACUGGAAACAUCAGUUCCUCACACCAUCACUGUUAAAACGAAGGUUCCCUUGGCUGAAUUUGGAUGGUGUGGCUGCAGGAUGCCUGGGCAUGAAUAGAGAAGGAAUAUGCAACAAGUUUCAAGCUGUAGCCGCUAUGAGAGCUCAGGCCAAACAGCAGGGUGUCAGUUUUAUUGAAGGAAAACUUGUUGGGUUUCAUUUUAUAGACCAAACAGACCUUCUCACUGGCUAUGAACAGCAAGCCCGAUAUUACUCUCCCAGACGUGUAGUGGUACAAUCCAAAACCGGUGAACUAUCUCAACAUACUUUUGGAUAUUUGAUCUUUGCUGCUGGGGUAUCUGUUCAAGAUUUGUUACACAAAAUAAAUAUUUUACAACUUGAUAUGAAUAUUCCAAUUGAGGCAGAGGAGAGGUUUGCUUUUGACUUUGUUUGUCCCAAUGGGCCUGGCAUUGAAAUGCCUAUGAUUAUGGAAUCAAAUGGAUUCCGUUUCAGAAAAGCGGGAUAUUGUCAACAGCUAUACUGUAUGGGAUGAUCAAUCUCCACCAAAGGAAAAGCCAAAAGACUUCUCAAAGGACUCAAUUAAUGCUUACUUCUCUGAAAACAUUCUUCCCCGUCUCAUUCAGAGAGUACCAAGUUUUAAAAAUGCCAAACUGACCUCAUUUGACUCUGGACUGGUUGAUGUCUGCACAUGGGAUGAUAAUUUAUUAGUAGGUCCAGUUCUAGGAUUCUAUAAUGUUCUUCAUGCAGGAGGUUUUGGCAAUGAUG
Molecule: messenger RNA, 2035 nt
Organism: Thrips palmi
Lineage: Eukaryota; Metazoa; Arthropoda; Insecta; Thysanoptera; Thripidae
Product: FAD-dependent oxidoreductase domain-containing protein 1-like
Exons: 9
Coding region: 594-1802 (402 amino acids)
Cellular component (GO): cytoplasm
Molecular function (GO): oxidoreductase activity
Source: RefSeq, a predicted model, not a curated record